AUGUGUCUCUUCUAUGACAUGCAUACUGGUAAAUGGUGGUGGGCAGCGCAAAAAGCGAUGGAGAAGGAGACGCCUGGGGCUACCAUCAUUCCUAUUGUUAUAUUCUCCAACAAAACGCAAGUCACCUUGUUCCGUAACAAGGCAGCGUAUUCGGUGUAUCUUACGAUAGGAAACUUGCCUAAAGACAUUCGUAGCAAGCCAUCCCAAGGCAGACAGGUGAUUCUCGCAUACCUUCCCACAACAAAACUUGAGCACAUCAAGAGUAAGGCAGCAAGACGCCAAACGCAAGCGAACCUCUUUCAUGCCUGCCUCCGCAUGAUCCUUGCAUCUCUGGAGAGCGUCGGCCUUGAAGGUUGUGCUAUGAUGAGUGGUGAUGGCGUCUCUCAACGUGUACACCCAAUCUUUGCAGCAUACGUCGGCGACUACUCUGAACAAGUCUUGGUCACCUGCGUGAAGUCUGGUGACUGCGUCAUUUGUACUCAGCCGCGCAAUGAGCUUGGAGAUCUGGGCCCUAAAUAUCUAAUGCGAGACAUCAAUGCUGUGCUUGAUGUCCUCAGAAAGGUCGACACGUUAUCAGAUGCGGAGUACGCUCAUGCAUGUAGCAGUGUAGGAAUAAAGCCUGUAUAUCAACCGUUCUGGGAACAGCUGCCAUACUCAGACGUUUACUCUGCAAUCAUCUCUGAUAUCCUGCAUCAGCUCCUUCAAGGAGUGAUCAAGUAUCUCGUGGCUUGGGUCAAGGCCGCAUACAGCAAAGAUGAGAUCAACGCUCGCUGUCAUUGUCUGCCUCCGAACCACAAUGUCUGGUCCUUCUUCAAGGGUAUCACCAAGUUGUCACGUCUGACUGAACGUGAGCAUACCGACAUCUGCCAGAUCCUUCUUGGACUGGUUAUUGGCAUGCGCCUACCUGGUGGAAUGUCUUCUGUACGCCUUGUUAAGGCUGUCCGUGCUUUGUUAGAUUUUGUUUACCUUGCGCAGUAUCCUGUCCACAGUACAGCCACUCUAAAUGCUCUCAAAGAGGCGCUUUGA
Molecule: messenger RNA, 1026 nt
Organism: Phanerochaete carnosa HHB-10118-sp
Lineage: Eukaryota; Fungi; Basidiomycota; Agaricomycetes; Polyporales; Phanerochaetaceae
Exons: 2
Coding region: 1-1026 (341 amino acids)
Source: RefSeq, a predicted model, not a curated record